Molecule: messenger RNA, 1015 nt
Organism: Panonychus citri (citrus red mite)
Lineage: Eukaryota; Metazoa; Arthropoda; Arachnida; Trombidiformes; Tetranychidae
Product: transmembrane protein 243-like
Exons: 4
Coding region: 166-552 (128 amino acids)
Source: RefSeq, a predicted model, not a curated record
CUCUCACUUUGUUUUUCUUUCUUCAAUCUAAUUGUUGAUUUAAUUUAUAUUUUAAUUGUUUAUCAUUCUCAAGUGUUUUAUUUGAUUUAUUAGCUUGUUUAUUUUCUAUUAAUUGUCUUUAAUUAAUGUUCUUUGUCCUGAUUUGUCUUGAAUGAGAUCAUAUUUAUGAGUAUUCCCGAUCGACCUGCACAGUUACCAAGAGUAACCGAAACGGAUCCUAUUUUUUCACAUGGAAGUCAGGGGAGUAUCAAUGAGCGAUUACCUCUUUUCGGUGACAGUACAAGUCAAAGGGAUCGGCUAAUCUCCAUUGGAUUGUCAGUAACAUGUGUGCUCUUGAUUAUCGUACUUACGGUGACUCUUUUCUUUAAGCUCAGUUUAAUCAAUAUUGUUGCUUUGGUAAUCGUUUUCUCUAUCACUGCAUCUCAUGCUGUCUUAAUUUACUGGUAUAGAUUAGGUGAUUUGGAUCCUAAAUUUCGUCUCCUAUUAAUAUGGAAUUCAGUCAACUUGGUGAUUCUUUGUAUUACCAUGUUACUAUAUUACCAUCAUUCCUAAUCUCUGACCAAAAGACUCACCUUUCCUCCACUUCCGUAUCAAUAUCCACCCAAAGGCUGCCAAAUACAAUUAACAUUGAAGAGUAACCAUCAAAGUAUUACAUUGAUCAUUUAAUCAGAUUGCAAAGAAACGUUACUUAGACAAACUAAAUUGUGAUUUAAUUGUGUAAAUAAUUUGUUUUAAAAAUAACCAUCAAUGCCUAAGGUAGUUAAUGGUUGCAAAGCUCAACAAUUAAACGUUAAUUUACUUUUGGAUGGAGAUAGAGAGAGACAAUUACACCUAUUUUUGCACCAUAGAAACAAGAAGAAGAUGAAUAUGGAAUGGAAAAACAUUAAUUCUAAUGUGAUUUAUAUUUUCUCAUGAAAAUUUAAAACUAAUCAACGAAUUAACAUUCGCUGAAUAUAUUUAUAUGUAUUUGCAGUUUUGUGUUUCUUUUGAUAAAUCAGCAAAUUAUAUCAUUUAA